AUGGUGGAAUUCAAGGAUGUGUCUCAGUAUGAAUAUCUGGUUCGCAUAUCCACGCCCAACGCGGAAUCCGGCUUGUUUGGUUCUCGUCCGUAUAGACUGGAAUCAACUGAGGAAAAGAAUGGCGAAGCUCUUCAUAGCCACAUCGAUAAGGCAUGUGCCGUCUCAUACGCCAGCAUUUGCUCGCGUAUUCGCGAUCCAAGCCUGCCCCCAGUCUGUUAA
Messenger RNA from Dibothriocephalus latus, 219 nucleotides. Lineage: Eukaryota; Metazoa; Platyhelminthes; Cestoda; Diphyllobothriidea; Diphyllobothriidae. The record is from the annotation of a GenBank genome assembly.